AAUCAUUAAUCACUUUUCACUAAUACUCUAUAUGUCAUUUAGCGUUAUGUGGUGAUUGUUGUUAGUUUUAUUAACAAAUUUCGUCAAUAUUUCACAAAAUUAUUGUUUUGAGAGAAAUAUAUUUUUAUUGUACAUUAUUAAGAAGUGUUAAAAAUGUUACUGCGUUAUACUUAAAAUGACUGAAGCGACUAACAAAGCCGUCAAGAAAAUUGAAUUCGAACCAAUUUUACCCGAGUCGGGAAUUUUAUUUUACGAAGAAUGCCCAUCAGAGUAUGAAAUUGAGCGACCUAUAUUACUUCCAUUGAAAUCCCCAACUCAAAUACGUUUUGAAGUACUUCAACAAGAAGCCGUGCAAGUGUGGAAAGAAAGACAGAAGACGUCAAAGAAAAACUAGCAUAUGUCUUUGUUUUUGUGAUUGCAUUAUUAUAAUAAUAUAAUAUGGCAUACACGUUGUUUGUGGUCGAAAUAAUAUCGGCUUUUAUUUUAGCAGCUACCUUAUUAUAUAGAUAUGGGGAUUGUUAUAGAAAUCACAUAUUAGUUACAGUAUCUGUUCUAAUAGCAUGGUACUUCUCAUUUGUUAUCAUGUUUAUUCUUCCUUUGGAUAUAUCAUCGACUGUAUAUAGACAAUGUGAUAAUGGAACUCAUCCUGUCACUGCUGCUACAGUUACUGGGACUGGUAAUGGCUCUAUUUCAACACCCACCCCUGAUACUCAGUGUCAAAAGCCAUGGAGUUAUGUUCCAGAUAUUGUCUUUCCAAACCUUUGGAGGGUAGUUUAUUGGACUUCUCAAUGCUUAACUUGGCUUAUCAUGCCAAUGAUGCAAUCAUACAGCAAAGCUGGAGAUUUUACAGUGAAAGGGAAAUUGAAAUCGGCUUUAGUUGACAAUGCCAUUUACUAUGGCUCGUAUUUGUUUAUCUGUGGCAUACUUCUCAUUUAUAUUGCCCUUAAACCUGGUGUUUAUUUGGAUGGUCCAAAAAUCAAAGCCAUAGCAUCCUCUGCAAGCAACACUUGGGGCUUAUUCCUGUUGAUCCUACUUCUUGGGUACUCUUUAGUAGAAGUACCCAGGAAUUUAUGGAAUAAUUCCAAGAAAAAUUACACUUUGACCUAUAGCUAUUUCAAGGUAGCAAAAUUGAGUACAGACAAGUGUGAGGCUGAAGAAACAGUUGAUGAUAUAUUAGAGUGCUUAAAUUCUGUAACAGCCGCAGUAGGGCCCGGCCAUCCUUUACAUAGUCAUGUUGAGACUAUAGUACAAAAGUUGCCGAUUCAAUUAAGGGAUAAACUGAAUUCCAGAUCUCCCCCAGAAAGGCCUACACCACCUUCCCUGAAGUCUCUAGUCAAUUUACACAAAAAAACAAUAAAGGCCUUGCAUGUUUUACAACGAACGGAAACUCAAUGGGGUCUCAUGAUGGAACGUAUCUUUCAUUUAGAGGAUGUCGCAUCCAAUUCCCGCUCACCAGACAGGAGAUUCCAACACACAUUCCAUACUCCACGACCAAGACUACAGAGGAUAUUUUAUCCUCCUAUCAUUGAGUGGUACUGGGAAUGUUUCCUUCGUCAGUACUUCCUGAAGGCCAUGUUUGUAGUGACAUGCAUAUUGUCAGCCGCCGUUGUUUGGUCAGAGUUGACAUUCUUCUGUAAAAAACCUGUUCUCUCAAUAUUUGCUAACAUAGUGCUGGCAGCUAAAUCAACCUACAAUUAUGCUUGUAUUGUUUCCAUAUCAACCUUAGUUAUCGGUUAUAUGUUCUACUGUGCAUAUUCAACGGUACUCAAGAUUCGUCUCCUUAAUCUCUACUAUCUGGCUCCUCACCACCAGACCAACGAAUACAGCCUUAUAUUCUCUGGUAUGAUGGUCUGCAGACUCACUCCCGCCAUGUGCCUUAACUUCCUAAGUUUGGUGCAUAUGGACUCUCACGUCAUCAAAGAGAGGGUCAUGGAAACUUAUUACACUCAGAUCAUGGGUCACAUGGACGUACUCGGCAUUAUUGCUGAGGGAUUCAACAUAUACUUCCCGAUGCUGGUGGUGUUGCUGUGUCUUGCGACAUAUUUGUCGCUGGGAAGUCGCUUGUUGUCGCUGUGCGGCUUCCAACAGUUCGUGGGUGACGAUGAACUCACAACGGAUUUGGUCGAUGAGGGACGGGAAUUUGUUAAGAGAGAAAAACGCAAACGUCAACGUGCCGAAGAGUCCCUCGCCCGCCGCCGCGACUACAGCGAACGGUUCACGAACAGGAGGGAUGAAGAGCACGACAACGCCCGUACCGGGCUCCUCAACGACGUCGAUUCAGACUACUACGUGAGCCCCGACAGACACUCCUACCAGCGGGACACCUUCAGACCUGGCGUCGAGGACAUCGAACAACGGUUCGGCGAGAGCGCGCUGCCCUCCAUCAGGACGGAAUACGAAGGCCGAAGACGGGACAAGAUGACGAUGCCUCCUAAAGGAUUAUUCGACGAUGUGUAGGAUGUUUUCGCGCCGUGAGGAUGAACCGGUUCAUUGAAUUUGAAGAUGUAUAGGAUAUUCUCACCUUGUGAGGAUGAACUAGUUCUCUGAUGCUGUAUAGGUUUUUAAUGAAGGUAUACAGGCGGUUGCCUUCGUUGAGAUUAAAUAUGGCGUGAAGGAUGUGUGGCUUAUUGUUUAGUUUUACUAUAAUGAAACAAAAGAUAAUCUUUCCAAAUCUUAUGGAAAUAUAAAUAUGAUAGGUUACUUGAGCUGGUGAAAAUGUCUUUGUUGCUGUAAUUAACAAAAAAAAUGUAACAAAAUAGCUCGGUAUCUAUUAUAGUAAUUGUUUCUCGGUGUAUUUUUAAAAAUUACGUCAUAUUCUUUCCGUCGUCAGAAUAGUUUAGUUAAGUUCAUAAGUGCAUUAUUGUCAUUAGAAUAGUGUAAAUUGUAAAUAUAAGCUUUAGCACCCUUGUCCAAUAACAGAAGGUUCGCUUAACGUCUCGUUACCUUCUGUAAUAUAAGAAGUAAUUAGUUAAUUUGUUUUAAGAAGUACACUUUCGUGAACUAGGAUACAAAAAAAUUAAUAAGUGUAGCACUCGGGGACUGCCGCGGUGAAGCUAUUGCACAGCAUUUUGUAUUAAAUUAUGCAAUUGUAAUUAUUUAUUUAUGCACCAAUUUUUUUGCGAGUUUAAAUUUUAUCGCGGGCUCGAGCUUACUCGUGGACAAAAAGCCUCCAGCAUUGUGUGUAAAAGAGAUAGAAUCACUUGUGAGCAGGCAGCAGCUAGUAACACACACGUGUAGUCGCACGCACACAUACACCGCGCCGAGGUCGGCCGAACUGAAACGACGUCCGACGCUCGGUGUUAGCUUUAUUUUCCUUACGGAAUUCCUCGACUCGGUCGCCGAGCUCAAAGCCCUCGAUAAAAGCCAUGCAAUAGCUUAAAAACGUGUUUAGAUGCAGUAAGUGUUGUUAGUGAUGUAGUUAUCGUGAUUUUGUUUGUACAAAAUAUUUUGCUUUGGCAGUUAGUUUUUUUGUUUCAUAAUUUAUAAGUGUUUCGUUUUAAUAUGAUAUAUCAUUGCCAUAAUAACAAAUGAAUACCUUUAUUUAUAAUGAUCAUUACAAUCAUUUAACAAUUUUAAAAUUUAUUUUUUAUAGCAACACAAAGUUCAUGGAUAUGUUAAAAAUGAUAUAAAAGCAAGUAUUAUAUUAUGUUCUCAAGAAAUACGUUUUCAAUAUUAUUUUAUAUUUAAUGGAAAUAUUAAGAUAAUGACAAGUUUAUUAUUUGUGAUGGUUUAAUUCGCUCGAGUUUUAAAGAUAAUUGUAUAGACAAAAAAAUUAAUCGAUUAUACAUUUACUUAGAUAGUCUUUAUUUAAAAAUGUUAAAAUAUAUAUUAGUAGUAUCGACGAUCUAGUUGCAAUAUGUAAUAUAACAAUAUGCUUGGCUGUAUAGAAUCGGUGUAAAGUCAAUUUAUCGUAAUAGUCUUGAUUCAUUCCAUACACAGGUGCAAUUAUAUUAAAUAUAUCCUGACUUAA
Danaus plexippus (monarch butterfly) is the source of this 3970-nucleotide messenger RNA. Its product is annotated as LMBR1 domain-containing protein 2 homolog. NCBI's taxonomy places the organism in Eukaryota, Metazoa, Arthropoda, Insecta, Lepidoptera, Nymphalidae. The record is from RefSeq and is a predicted model, not a curated record. The transcript has 10 exons. The coding region runs from base 439 to 2457 and encodes 672 amino acids. Gene Ontology annotation, cellular component: membrane.